Molecule: messenger RNA, 1221 nt
Organism: Ramularia collo-cygni
Lineage: Eukaryota; Fungi; Ascomycota; Dothideomycetes; Mycosphaerellales; Mycosphaerellaceae
Product: related to rat apoptosis protein RP-8
Exons: 2
Coding region: 1-1221 (406 amino acids)
Biological process (GO): maturation of SSU-rRNA
Cellular component (GO): cytoplasm
Source: RefSeq, a predicted model, not a curated record
AUGGCAGACUAUGAUUCCGACUCGUCAGUCGAUAGCUCGGGCGAUAUCCGCACUAAAGUUCUUCUCGGCUACGCCUCCGUAACUCCCACCAGCGACGAUUUCAGCCAGAUCGGUGGACAUCCUAAAUGGCUGGAUCCCGCUCAUUUACCCUCGGUGACCCUUGCAAAAUGCAAAGUGUGCAACAAAUUCAUGAGUUUGAUGCUCCAACUCAACGGCGACCUUCCGGAUAACUUCCCAGGCCAUGAGAGGAGAUUGUAUGUGUGGGUUUGCAGAGGAAAGACGUGCCGGAGGAAGGAUGGAAGUGUGCGAGCAUUCAGGGGUGUGAGGGUAGCUGCCGGAAGUUCGGCGUCAGAGAAGAAGGUCGUGGAAGAGCCGGUAGUGGAGGAGAAAAGAGAGGAGGAGGCGCCGAAGAGAGUCGGAGAGGCACUGUUUGGUGUGAAACCCAACAACGCAUCCGCUGGUGGCAACCCUUUUGGAGGAAACCCAUUUGCAAGUGGAGGAGGAAACAAGAACGCAAACCCUUUCGCAGCAACGUCCUCACUCGCAGCGAAGCCCGCACAAAAGCCUACACAAGAGGAACAGGAGCAACCAUCCCUCCCAGAAACCUUCGCCGACAAAGCACGUAUCUCUAGCCCUUCAACAACCACAACACCAGCUCCGACACCUUCCGAACCCUGGCCGUCAGAAUCUUCGUUCCCGAAACCUUACCCUUCAGCACAUAUCGAUGCUGGAGCAGAAUACAUCGACCCAACUCCCAACACCGCAGUGCCCUCAAACGUCCGUAUUGACGACUCCGCCGACGGAAUGGGAGUCAAAGACGCAUUUGAAAGCAGCAUGGACAAGACCUUUCAGAAAUUCGCAGAUCGGUUAGCACAGAACCCGGAGCAGAUUUUGCGGUAUGAAUACGCGGGACAGCCAUUGCUGUACUCCAAGACGGAUGCGAUAGGCAAGAAGUUUUCUGCGACCGAAGGCAAAAUUUCGACAACUGCGCUGCCAAGAUGUGGGAACUGUGGAGCGGGAAGGGUGUUUGAGCUGCAGCUUACACCGCAAUUGAUUAUGGAGUUGGAGAAGGAUGAUAUGAGUCUUGAUGGCAUGGAUUGGGGAAGUGUGAUUGUGGGAUGCUGUGAGAAGGACUGCUAUCCGGACGGAGGGAUUGGGUUUGUGGAGGAGUGCGCUUUCGUACAAUGGGAGGAGGCUGCGACUCACAAGAAGCCGACAUGA